Messenger RNA from Lactuca virosa, 3903 nucleotides. The record is from the annotation of a GenBank genome assembly. NCBI's taxonomy places the organism in Eukaryota, Viridiplantae, Streptophyta, Magnoliopsida, Asterales, Asteraceae.
CACCAAUUCACCAUUCUCUUCUCUCCAUCUUUGCCUGUCUCUCACUCUCACUCUCACUGUCGCCCAUCCAUCUCCUCUCACAUCUCUUUCUAACCACCUUCAUCUAUCUAUGUCCUGCUCACUGUUUAAGUCCUUGGACCUGCAACUCUAGCUACUUGCAUUCACUUCCUUCAACCAGGUUAGUUAGUUCCUUCAAGCUGCAACUCUUCAAGUACGAAUCUUUUUAAAGAAAUGUGUAAUCCCCGCCUCUUGAAUUCGCCUGCCUUAAGCACGAUAUAAUACUUUCAGAAAACGAAAAAGAAUGACCUUUUCGAUUAUGUUUUUCUUGUUUCUGUUUGGGUUGGUUUAUCUUUCUCCAUCAUCACUUGUUUCUGGAAUAAACUCCGAUGGGUUACACUUAUUAUCACUCAUGACUCACUGGACAUCAAUACCUCCAUCAAUUUCUUCUACCUGGAAUGCUUCACACCCAACACCUUGUUCAUGGGUUGGAGUUCAUUGCGACACUGCUACUAAUCAUGUCGAUGCUCUCAAUCUAUCCAGUUACCUCAUAUCUGGCCAGAUAGCCCCACAAAUCGGUUACUUGAACCACCUUAGAUCGAUUGACUUGAGCUAUAACAAUCUAUCUGGCUCACUCCCUUCACAACUCGGUAAUUGCACCCUUCUUCACCAUUUAGAUCUUUCCUACAACGCCCUAUCCGGAAGAAUACCAGAGAGUUUAGGGAACUUGAUUUCUUUAAAACAGUUGAGUCUUUAUAGCAAUAAGCUCACUGGUUCUAUCCCUUCGCAAAUCGGGAACUGUAGUCGUCUUGAAGAACUGGAUAUGUCCUUAAAUCACCUCACAGGGAGAAUACCAGAAAGCCUGUGGAAUCUGCAAAACUUGAAAGUCUUGAGUCUUUACGAUAAUUCUCUUACUGGAUCUAUACCCCAAUUUUCAUUUCGCAAUCCCCAAUUGGAAACACUUUACCUCAGUUUUAACCAGCUUAGUGGUCCGAUUCCGUUCAACAUAGGUAACCUGAGCAAGCUAUUAGACUUGGAGUUGAACGACAAUGGAAUCUCGGGUUCCAUUCCUUCAUCCAUUGGGAAUUGCAGUAGCUUGGAGACACUCAUGCUUGGUAACAACCAGUUGACUGGUACGUUACCUGUUACCCUAAAUGAUCUUCCCAACCUUACUACUUUUGAUGUUCAUAACAACAGUCUAGAGGGCAGCAUCAUUCGUUUUAAUGGUGGUAAUUGUAAGGAGUUGGUGUAUUUGGAUCUUUCUUUCAACCAUUUCCAUGGCGUUCUUCCUCAUGAACUGGGAGACUGUAGUAGCUUAAACCAGCUUGCUGCUGUUAGCUGUGGCUUAAGUGGUCUCAUUCCUUCUUCUCUUGGUCAACUCACUUCAUUGACCACCCUCCAUCUUUCCAUUAAUCGUUUCUCAGGAAAGAUUCCAACUGAGCUCGGGAAUUGUAAUUCCUUGGUUGAUCUGGAACUCCAUGCUAAUCUACUCGAGGGAAAUAUCCCAAAUGAAAUCGGGAUGUUAAGUCGAUUGCAAAUACUUCAGUUGUUCAAUAAUCAUUUGACAGGAGAGAUCCCUAUGGAGAUUUGGAAGAUUAAAGGCCUCAAGAAGCUUAACAUAUACAACAAUAAUCUUUCUGGGGAACUACCUGGUGUUCUUGCUGAAAUGAAAGAAUUAACAGAGAUUACAUUGUACAACAAUCGUUUCUCUGGAGUUAUACCUCAGGGGUUGGGAAUCAAUAGCAGAUUGAUGAUAAUCGAUUUCACAAAUAACUCAUUCACAGGAAAGAUUCCACCAAACAUAUGCUUCCGGAAGAAUCUACAAAGACUACUUUUGGGUUUUAAUCAUCUUGAAGGCAGUGUACCUCAUGACAUUGGAAGCUGUUCUAGUCUUUCAAGAUUAAUCUUGCAACAUAAUAACCUCACGGGUGUCCUUCCAGAAUUUGUUGAGAAUCAUAACAUGUUGUACAUGAACCUUAAGAAAAAUGGCUUCAAUGGUGAAAUUCCUGUUACCUUUGGGAAGCUUACAAAUAUCACAGAGAUUGAUGUUUCCAUGAAUAAACUCCAUGGCCAGAUACCCUUUGAGCUUGGAAACCUUGUGGAGCUUCAAGUUUUGAAUCUUUCCUACAAUGGGUUAGAAGGUCAUUUACCAUCUCAUCUCUCCAAUUGUAGCAGGUUGUUGGAGUUCGAUGCAAGUCAUAAUUCGAUAACUGGCUUGAUCCCUGAGAGCUUUAGGAAGUUGACUCGUUUGUCAACUUUAAGUCUAAAAGAGAAUCGUUUUUCUGGGGAAAUCCCACAUUUCAUAUCUGAACUCCAAAAUCUAAUAAGCCUUGAUUUAGGUGGGAAUUCAUUCAGUGGAAACAUUCCUUCAUCGAUAGUAGAGCUCCAUAGUUUAAGUAACUUGAAUCUCAGCAGAAACAGAUUAACAGGGGAUAUUCCUUCUAAUUUUGGGAAGAUGGUAAUGCUAGAGUACUUGGAUGUUUCAUUCAACAAUCUAACUGGGGAUUUAGCAUCACUAAGUGACAUUCAUGGACUGGUUGACUUGAAUGUCUCUUUUAAUCACUUCACAGGGCCAAUUCCAGAAAUCUUGUUGUCAUCUUCCAACAUAUCCAACUCAUCAUUCAUAGGAAAUCCAGGUCUUUGUGGCAAUUUCAAACCUUGUGUUGUUCUUCAACCAAUCAAGAAACACCUGAGCAAACAGCAAUAUGUAAUGAUAGCCAUUGGAAUAUGUCUGAUUGUAGCUGCUGUUCUCCUUGUACUUUAUCUGGUGCUUUUUCUUCACAGAAAACAAAAACAAGACAUUGAGAUGCUUGGUGAAGGGGGUGUGGGUGUGGGUGUUUCCACUUUGAUGAUAAAAGUUCUGGAAGCUACUGAGAACUUGAAUGAUAAGUAUAUAAUUGGGAGAGGAGCCCAUGGAAUAGUGUACAAGGCUUCUUUAGGUCAUGAUAAGGUUUAUGCUGUAAAAAAGCUUGCUUCGGGAAGAACAAAAGGAGGACAUACAAGUAUGAUACGUGAAGUGGAAACAGUUGGAAAAGUGAGACAUAGAAAUCUUGUGACAAUUGAAGAUUUCUUGAUAAAAAAAGAAUACGGUUUGAUUCUUUACAAGUAUAUGAAAAAUGGAAGCCUUCAUGAUGUUCUACAUGAGAGAAAAAGUUUAAGCUUAGAUUGGAGUAUUCGAUACAAGAUAGCAUUAGGAACAGCUCAGGCGUUGUCAUAUCUUCAUUUUGACUGUGAUCCUGCUAUCGUGCACCGGGAUAUUAAGCCUAUGAAUAUUCUUUUAGAUGCUGACAUGGACCCUCAUCUCUCAGAUUUUGGCAUUGCUAAGCUUCUUGAUCAUUCUACUGCUUCACCUCCAACCACCUUACUUAUGGGGACACUAGGAUACAUUGCUCCAGAAAAUGCGUUUACAAGCUCGAAAAGCAUGGAGUCUGAUGUGUAUAGUUAUGGGGUUGUGUUGCUGGAGCUCAUAACCAGACAGAAGGUUCUUGAUCCUUUGUUAAUGGAGAGAACAGGAAACAUGGACUUGGUGUCAUGGGUUAGGUCAACAUGGAGAGACACAGAGGAGCUUGAAAAGAUUGUAGAUGAUGAGGUUUUAGAUGAAAUUGAUGAUACAAUGAUCAGAGAACAAGUGGAAAAUGUUUUAUUGGUGGCUUUAAGAUGUACAAAAUGGGAAGCAACAAGAAGGCCAUCGAUGAGAGAGGUUGUAAAGUGUCUUGAAGAUACCAAAUCUUCAUUCAAAAGCAUCGGAUAAUUAUUAAUAUAUUAGCUUGUUGGGGUUGUUAGUUGUUGUAUACUUAAAUGUCUACCUGUUUUUUUCUUUUUGUUUUUUAAGUCGAUAUAAUAUUAUGAUUUGGUUGCAUCAGUCACGCACAGAUUAAAGAAUUUGGUAACAGUUGGAAAUGCGAG